Prosopis cineraria is the source of this 1675-nucleotide messenger RNA. RefSeq lists its product as uncharacterized. NCBI's taxonomy places the organism in Eukaryota, Viridiplantae, Streptophyta, Magnoliopsida, Fabales, Fabaceae. Gene Ontology annotation, molecular function: protein binding. Bases 201 to 1364 code for a protein of 387 amino acids. The transcript is spliced from 2 exons. The record is from RefSeq and is a predicted model, not a curated record.
UCUCCGGUUUUUGCUUGUUCCUUUUUCGUUUAAAUUUUCUGUAUCGUCUCUCAAACUAACUUCCUUUUUUUUUUUUAAUACUCUCUCAAGUUAACUUCAAUGUUUCGUUUAUUCACUGAUUCACAGGACUACGGUUGAAUUUCUGAUUUUUGUUUUCCCCCCUUUUCAAUGAUCCUGCAUCGUUGUACAAACGGCUGAAAAUGGAUAGGGAGAAGAAAGAUGAUGGGGGGAAGGAUUGCGGUGGUGGCAGCAGCAGUUGCUCAGAAUCUCAGAGCAAGAUCCAAAACAAUAAAUCUUCAGGGUCUCUCCCUGAAGAUGUCAUGUUUAAUAUCCUGACUAGGCUUCCAGCUGAUUGGCUCCAUAACAGUGCAAGAUUUACUUGCAAAUCUUGGGCUGCUAUGAUCCAUAGGUCUGAUUUUAUUCAGACACACCUCCUUCGUGCAAAACCUGGAAUUUUCCUGCAAAGCACAAGGCAUCCAUAUGGUGCCCAUUUCUUGGAGGUCAAGGACAAUGGAGAGUAUGGCGUCACAGCUUUAAGACUUCGAUUCCCUGGGCGAUAUUUGAAUAGUUGUGAUGGAUUGAUACUGUUUUCCCAGAAAGACACAGUAGAGCUUCAUAUUGUAAACCCUGUUACCAUGCAGACUCUAAAUGUCCCUAAAGUACUAAGUUCUAAUCUGGAUUGCCCUCCAGUCGCCAUUGUACGUGUUCCUCACACUGGCAAAUUCAAAUUGUUUGCUUCUCUUGUCCAAACUCAGUCUGAAGUUUGUUAUAGCCAUUGGCAUGUUCUAAGACUUGGGAAAGAUACUUCUUGGACUAGAUUUGCUUCGGAACCCGGUGAUUUUGAGUUUAGAUGCACCCCUAUUUACUGUGGAGGCAAUGAUCUGUACUGGAUCACACAGGACCAUGUAAUUGUGAUGGAUGUUGACAAGGAAACAUUUAGAAAGUAUUUGCUUCCACGAAAACAUCACGAAUGGUGUACACAGUUCUUCAAGAUUGAGAAUCGUCUGGCUUCCAUUGUCUUUCUGGGUGCAAAAGGAUAUAAAAUACACAUAUUUGAUGCUGAUUCUGGAAAAUGGAGACUGUAUCAUCAGAUGGGAAUCUUGGAUGAUUAUUAUAAUUAUCCAAGGGAUGAUGACGCUGAAGAAGCUACCAAUUUUUCCGAGUCUUUUGGUGUGUGGAUAAACCAAGAACUGAUUUUCAAAUUAAUAAUUGAUCCCCCGUUGAAGGCAUCUCUUUACAGUUAUAAUGUCGAGACAUGUGAAGCCAGAGAGAUUGAUGUGAUCCCGGAAGGUUUAUUUAACGGUGCCUUUGAAGAAGGUUCAUUUGAUUUUGGUCUUCAUACCAUUAGUCUAAUGUCUUGGUAAUUUGGAUUUUCAUUUGAUCUUUAGGAUAGACAGAAGAUGCUUACCGUUGGCCAGGUCAGAUUGGACUAGCAGUGGAGGGAACUUCGCAAAUCUGAACCGUUAGAUGGAAUUUGAUAUUUUAGAUAUGAUAAUUAAAAGUACCAAUUAAUCUGUAUCAUUAAAAUUUAAUCUGAACAAUUUGAAUUUGCAAUGGACGAAAAAUGUAAUGGAGACAUUUCGUGUAAUGUAAGAGUGUUCUGUCAGUAAUCCAAUGUACCUUCUACAUUGUUGCUUCUUAUAAAUAUACAGUUUGUAUUUUCCCCAGCAUGUAA